Paraglomus occultum is the source of this 299-nucleotide messenger RNA. The record is from the annotation of a GenBank genome assembly. Lineage: Eukaryota; Fungi; Glomeromycota; Glomeromycetes; Paraglomerales; Paraglomeraceae.
CCUAUAUGGAUGACACUACUUGGCAUUGUGAAGACUCAACUACAAUGCAAAACAUUCUUAAUGAUACAUUUAUUCUUUACAAACUUAAUAACAUUGAGAUAAACCCUACCAAAUCUGACCUUCUUUACAUUAAAUCCAAAUCAUCUACCUCAUCUUCAUUUAUAUUUACUGUUAAUAAUCAAACUAUUUCUCCUAGGAAGGCCCAAGAUGUCAUCCAAUAUUUAGGCAUAUUCUAUGAUGGAAGGUUUGAGGUUAUUGGAGGUGAGAUAGAAGUGAUCAUAGUGAAUCUGAAUAAGUGA